GGUGGUGCGUAACGCUAAACGUACCGAACUAGUGCGGCACUAACCGCGACCCUGAGAGGUUAAUCUUGCGUCGCUCCUCGCGCGAGAGAGGCGCGCUUUCUUCUCACUCUCUCUUGGGAGACGGAACGUCGUCAGUUGAUUUUCUCAUUGUCUUUUUUUCUGUUUUUUUGAUUCGUAGAGUAUUUUUAUGUAGAUCGUAAAGUGAUCCUAAGGCCAUUUUAUGACAAGAAAAUGUUCUAGUUUCAUAAGUACAAAUAUAUCCAGUGAUAAUUUAUUUUAAGUACUCGCAAGAUUUUGCCCGGUGUUGACGAAAAAUAAGUUUUGAAUUCUAAUUUCGUUUGUCCGAAGGUAUACUUUGAAAUGAUUAGUUGGUGGAAUGAAUCCGUAGUGUGUUUAGUGUCUUCCCAGUAGAUUUUGAAGUCUAGUUUGGUGUUGAAAUGGCCAAAUGAUAGAAAUCGCCCUAGGUCAGAGUGCCUCGUUUAAUUCCGUUAUCUAAACAUGUGGACCAAUUCUCUGUUUAAAAUAAAGAAAAUGACCACAGUCACGGACACUUCCUUCAGUGGUUCCUCUUUCUGAGAUCGAGUAACAAGUAAUACCGACCACUGGCGUUUCCCGUGCAAGAAGUAAGCAUAUUUUGUGACUAAUGAAUCAGAGAACAUGGUGGUUUUGACAGAGAAUCAAAAUCUGAUGAUUUUAUCAGCAGUGUUCUUCGGGCAUCUUUGUCUAGUGAGAUGCUCCAGGAAUAAUUAUGAAAGUUAUGUCACGUCGACGGCCUCAUCUUCGUCUUCUUUCCCCCUAAACGACCAUCCAAUCAUAGGUUAUGACGGAACCAAGGAAAUAUCUCCCUCCAAUGUCGCCGUCGACUCAUCUAGUGGGGUCCCCGGUCGAGAGGGUCGUCGCCCAGAAGAAAAUGACUCGAGGAAUCCAGAGCGCAGUCAUCGCCAGCAUCACCUUCGUCGAUCUCAUCGUCAUCUUCAUCGCCAGGACAACAUGAUAGAGCUUCCGAAGCUGGAGUUCUCCGAAUCAGAGUACAGAGCCAAAGUCCGAGAGGACAUUCCUAUCCAAACGUCCAUUCUUCAGGUAAGACUGGCGUCUCCCUCGGUCUUGGUUGCAUCUGACGUCGUGUUCCGAGUGAACGACGAAGACCACUUUGGCAUCGACAGGAGUGGCGUUCUUUACAACAAGAGACCUCUCGACUACGAAGGAACCAACGGACAUUAUUUGCUGAGAAUUAUUGCCGAGUACAAAGGUGACUUGAGAGAGAAUCCCUUUGGAGAAAGAAUCACAAGCGAAACAGCAGCGAGAAUCAGCAUCGUAGACACACCAGAACCGCCUCGUUUCGAAACCGACCAAUAUUUUUUCUCCAUACCAGAAUUGGCUUCCACUGGUGCGUAUGUCGGCGCGGUGAAAGCUUUUGACGAUGAUGACGACCUGGAGGCCUACGUCCUUCAAGAUGUCAGACCGCCCGGCAUGUUCACUAUUGACAGAGAGACAGGCAUCAUCCGAAUUGGACGGAUGUUGACCUCGAUCCAGGACAGAACUUACGAUUUCCAAGUGGGCGCUGUUGAUUUUGCCGGCCAUGUCACAAUAACACCAGUGACCGUCUAUCGUAUAGCUAGCCUUCCGUCUUACGCCCGUCUUGUGCAGAAACCCGAAGAGGAGAAUUUCCACAAGCCCAUCUUCCUCGAGUGCGAUGCUUAUGACGGGAUUCGCGUCAAGGAGAACAUGACGGAGGGGACUCCCGUGCUCAUGGUGUUGGCGACAGACGAAGACCGAGGGAACAGCGGGAUCGUAUCAUAUGCCCUCUUGAAUGAUUUUGGCAGAUUCACCAUCCAGGCUUCCAAUCAACACGGACAAAUAUCUACAACGAAGCGCCUUGACCGAGACGGCGAGGACAAGGAAUUUUACCUGACGGUGGUGGCUAGAGACGGUGGUUCCGGUGCACACCAGGGCUCUUGCUCCUUCAAAGUCAUUGUCGAGGACAUCAACGACAAUCCUCCACUGUUCGAUCAGCAGAUAUACGAAGAGACGAUAAGCACAGAUCAUAUUGCUAGCACUCCCGCGCUGCGAGUGUCAGCCUCGGAUAGGGACUCUGGCCACAAUGCCGAGAUCUCCUUCUCCUUGCAAGGCAACCCGGACGACAUGAAAUACUUUACCAUCAACAGCGACACUGGCAUUAUCACCCUCACCAAAUCUCUGGAGGAGAGUAUGGCAAACAGACGCUUGUUUGAGAUGCGAGCUCGCGCUUCUGACAGAGGCACUCCAGUGUUAUGGUCUUCGGCCGACGUGCGCAUCCAGGUCGUGUCAUCGGAUGACCUUCCCCCAACGAUUGUCAGCCAGCAACCCCUCUAUCCUGAGGUCUGGGAAAACACCACCGAAAACACCGAUGUCCUGACGCUGUGCGCAAGGUCUAAUCUGGCAGACAGCUCGCUCGUUUAUUUCACCCUGCUAAACGGCAACACACCAGACACUAAUUCUGAUGGGACGUUUGCCAUUAGACGGCAGGACAACUCCGACGUGUGUCACGACAGCACAGGCGUGACUGUUUUUGUCGCGACCAGGAAUCUGGAUUUCGAAACGAUCCAGGAAUACACCCUGACGAUCCAAUUAAUAAAUGAUCACAACGCUCGAGCAGAGAAGAAGAUCCAAGUGAGCAUUCUGGACGUCAAUGACAACGCUCCUCUUCUCCAGCCCUUCGACGGAGCUGUCCUGGAGAACAUCGACAGCAUGCUCAUCACCACCAUCAAGGCCCACGACAAGGACGUCUCCCCACAGUUCAGACAGCUUCGCUAUUCCUUCGACGUCAUGGCUUCGGGAGACGUGAGGCAGAAAUUCGCACUCAAGUCCAACGGAGAAUUGUGGACGACGGAGCCCCUGGACAGAGAGGCGUUCAAGCAGUACAAGAUCCCCAUUAAGGUGACAGAUGGCGUCCCUGCACACGAGCGAAUGACGAUCUAUUGGAUUACGGUACAAGACUUGAAUGACGUCCCGCCCACCUUUGAUUACUUGAACGGAAUCUACGAAGUGGAAUUACCCGAGAAUCGAGAAGUUGGAAAGUCCACUGGGGUUAAGCUGUCCAUCAAUGACUCUGACAUUGUGAAUCUUUUCGAAUACCAGAUCGUCGAAGGCAACAGCGAACAGAAGUUUCGAAUCGAUGAAGCAACGGGCGAGAUUCUUGUCAACAAAGUGCUGGACUACGACCAUCCUGUAAAUGAUCGAAACUUCACUCUGAGAGUGCGGGUCUUCGACGGGGCCAACCCUCCGGCUGAAACCAACGUGGUCAUCGCCGUCACGAACGUCAACGAUCUUCAGCCAGUGUUUGAACAGAGCAACUACACUUUCAAUGUCAUUGAAAACACCGACUGCAAUAUCACCUUCGGGAAGGUAUCAGCGAUAGACCCAGAUUUACCCCGCACUGUCAACCAAAACAUACUGUAUUAUCUGUCUCCUGUCGAACAACUCAACUUCACCAUAGACAGCAGGAAUGGAGACCUUUCACUCAAGGGAUGCUUAGAUCGUGAGGCUGCCACGAAGGGCAUAAUGACCUUAUACCCAAGGGCCAACGACGAAGGGGGAAGGGGCCACGACGCUGAUCCUGCCACUGUUCAUCUGGUUAUUCGAGAUCUUAAUGACAAUCACCCUCAUAUACAUUUACCGGAAAACAGUUACGCCAGAAUCAUGGAAAACAUGGAUCCUGAAGAUGUGAAAUCCAUAAUCAUAAAGCUGAACGAUGUUGAUGGCGGUGAAAAUGGUUGUCCUUGCACCAUGGAAUUUGACCCAGAAACCCCGACAUCUUGGUUGGAAAAUUUCAGCCUCCUUCCUGUUGAAGGGUUAAGGUCUACGUACAGACUGAAUCCCUUAGUUUCCUUGGACCGUGAGGAGCAAAAGGUUUAUCCGCUUCCCUUUGUGACCCAAGACCGAAGGGGUCGUAGGGGAAUCCGGCUCUUCAUCUUAGAAGUCGGGGACGAGAACGACUCGCCCAUGUCCAACGGAACAAGCAGGAUUAAGGUCUACAAUUACCAGGGUCAGUUCCCAUCGAUGGUUAUUGGAGCUGUUUACGUGACGGACUUGGACGACUACGACCUGGUUGACAAGGUAUUCGAGGUGGAUGCCACGACCUCGUCCGACGUUGCCAACCACUUCCAAGUGGACGUCAACAGUGGCAACAUCACAAUGCUUAAGGGAACGCCUGCCGGGUGUCACUUGCUCAGGGUGAAGGUUUACGACGAAUUCCGGCGGGAGACUGCAGUGGGCGUGGUCAACAUUACUGUAGUUGACCUGAAUUUCAGUGCCGUCAUGAAGUCCGGGUCUCUCACGAUUGCCGACAUCAAGGCUCAACAGAUGCUCGGGACCGGUAAGGUAGCAAAUACCGUGACGGUUUACGAGCGGCUGAAAGAGCAAAUAGCGAGGAUUCACAAGAUUCCACGAGACAAUGUCGACAUCUUCAGCAUGCGCGAUGUCAACGGAGGGGUCCAGAUCCGGUACAACUGCCACAGUUCUCCCUACUACACAGCGGCAAAAUUGGAUGGACUGUUGAUGAAAAACCGCCGGGAGGUUUCGAAUGCCCUGGGCCUUGACAUCGUCAUGGUGGACAUCAACGCCUGCUUGUAUGAAUCCAAGUCUCCGUGUGGAGGAAAGAGCUGCCAGCACACGAUGCGACCGAACCUCACCUCCCCCCUGGUGGUCGCCAGCAGCACCGCCACUAUGGUGGGCGUCGACAUCACCGACGAAUACACUUGCGACUGUGGGGAGCUCGAACCCCUGCCAUCGGUUUGCUUCAGCGAUUUCUGUUACAACGGAGGGACUUGCAGCAUCAUUGAUAACGCUCUCAAGUGCCAGUGUAUAGAUGACCAUAAUUACGGACCUCGCUGUGAACUCAAGAACGCGAGGUUCGAGAAGAGCUUCGCUUGGUACGAACCUUUGAAAGUGUGUGACAAUUCUACGUUUACCAUAACGUUCAGAUCAAAUAAACAUAGCGGCAUUCUCCUCUACAUGGGACCAAUCGUGGAGUCACCUUGGGAGGAGUAUCCCAAGGACUUUUUGUAUGUGUUUCUCAGGAACUGGGUCCUGGUGACCUACGUCGAUCUCGGGUCAGGGACCGAAAAGGUCUCGAUCCCAAUAGAGAAAAAUACCAAUCGCUUCUUUCAGUUCGUCGUCAUCUGGAAUAAGAAGAAAAUAUCCUUUGAGGUGAUUGACUGUGGAUUCAACUCAACCAUUGGCUCAGGUGAUCCAUGUAAGGUUUCCAUCCCGUAUCCACACAUAUCCAUGUAUCCCAACUUCCUCCUGAACGUCCAAGGACCUCUUCAAGUUGGGGGUUUGGCACCCAUGCCCAACUUUGCCUCCUUAUCGGCGUCUUAUCGAUGGAACUUGAUACCUCCUGUGGUUGGUUAUUUCUCAGGGUGCAUCCUGGAAAUGCGACAGAACGAUUUCCUAUAUGACUUCAAUGCCUCAGACUAUGGUUCUGGGCCAGUACAGCCCUGUGACGCCCCACGAACCUCGAGGGUCGUCUUAGGUCAGCAGUCUAUCAUCAUAAUCCUUGCCAGCCUUUUCUGCCUUUUAGUUUUGGUGUUACUUAUUCUGUGCCUGGCCCGGCGAGGGAGGAAGACCGUCUCCUACCCGGAUUUGGAUCGGGAGCUGGUGAAGGAGACGAUGGGAGGGACGGACCUGGAGGCCUUCGGAGAGAAGGACGUCACCCAUUUCGACCUCAAGUUUCUUCAGGUCACUCCUGACGGAUAUGUCGUCAAAGACGGAGAAGAAUCGAACCUCCCCGACGUGACUCAGGACGCUCGCCAGUGUCGCUCGGCGCCUUUGGCCAAAAUGCCGGAAGGUCUCAGCAUUGGCGAUUUCAUCAACAGCAACAUCAAAAAGGUGGAUCAAGAGCAGCAGGACGGCGUGGAUGACGUCCGUCACUACAACAUUUCCGGAGAUGAGAUGUCAGUGGCAGCGUCGCUUUCAUCUCUGGCGUCAGGCUUCCAUUCCACCACAGGAUCAUCCAAGAGCGAAUUUUCCUUUGACUAUAAGAAUGAUUGGUGUCAUCGCUUCGACAAGAUCGUCCAGAUAUAUGGAAAAGAGCCAGGGCAAAAAGAAGAUCAUGAGUAUAACUUCCAGGAUCUCCCCGAUGAGAAGGGAACCACCUUGGCAGGAACUGCUACCAUCAACAGGAGGAAGCCCUCUGUUACAAAUGACAAGGCCAACUGCUACACUCUACCCGCUUCCCUGAAGAGAAAGAAUGCUGCUUCUUCACCCUCACCGGUGCUUGCGAAAAACAUCGCUAAGCCUUUGACCAGCAGGAACUCUGGGGACUGUGGAGUGCCAGCCUUGAAAGAUUCACCUAAAAGUAUCACCGAGAAAGAUUCCUCCAAAGGUCGUAUCAAAAGCCAGUCGCCACCGAUGGAGGGCCGUAACCUUACCAGUGCUUCUUCCAAAAGCAAAAGUGUGGAGACAUGGUGCUGAUUCAGAAGCAAUUAGCGAAAAUUGCAGUAUAGUUUUCACAGGUCCAAAACGUUGAGUAUAAAUUCACAGUAGUUAUAACUUUAGUGAAGUGUGCAGUAUAAUACUGCAUCAAAUGUUACUGAAUAUCUGCGAAAGUGAACAAAGUGUCUUCACUAGUCCCACUUUUUCAGGUGGAUUCUCAUAUUCUAAUCACGAUAUAACGUUUUUGUUCUUUCUUUGGCAGUCUUCUCUAAUAAUUUGUACGUAACAUGAACAAGAUCGUAUUAUGUGACGUUUUCAAAUAUUAAAAUAAUGCAGUCUUUGGAAAUAUACCAUUAACUUCAAUGCAUACUAAUGCAUAUAGUGUUGGCUAUGAUCUUAUGGAGUAUUAAAACUAGGUUUUUGCAUUCACGUUGGAGUAGCUAAAUUUAAAAGGUCUACAAAAAUGGAAGUGAAUCAUUCUCAAGUGUGUUUACUGGAAAUACAUUAUAAUACCAAUAGUCAAAGGAUAGCACUGACUUUCUUUUGCAUAAAAUUGCACACGGACUUAUAUUUGUGGAGUCACAGCGUAGUAUAUAAAUGACAUGAACAGCAGGUGCACUGGAGUAAUUAAUGCGUGUGCCUUCUAUGACUGCUAUGGUGAUUUUGAAUCGUAUUAGGAUGGCAAUUAAAUCGUCUGACAUACCUGGCAUGUAUAAUUAUAGCCUGACUGUCAUGUAUAAACAGUAUGUUACUUUUCUGUGAUUUAGGUAGAAUAUUGGUAGGUUGUCUACUGCCGCUUCAGUCGAGCAUUGCAACUCAGUAUGUGUCCUAUGGUUCAAGAGUAGCAAUGAUAACAGUUUACUGCAGUUGCAGUGGGGCAGUUACAGAGUGCUGCGAUAAAUGAGGAGCACUAAAUGGGGGGGACAGAUAUUUCAUGAGCAUUAGUUGGUAAUAUUGAUUUCAAAUUACAAUUAGCACUAAAGCUUUCAAACAGACGAUUAACACAGUACUCGGAUGUAACUUUGGUUACCAAAAGUCUUCUGAUUGUAGAUGAGUACUGACAGUUAGUUACUGUAACUGCAGUAGGCUGUUGUUAAUAGUUAUUGUGAAUCCAUUGAUUCUAAAUUGUUUAAAGCUGUUUCAGCGUAAUAUUUGGUGUGCCUGCUGUAUCUGCAAUUGAGUAUUUAUGUGAGCUGUGAUUGCAGUGAACUUCAUAUGACGUGCCUGUUGAAGUGUGGCCACUGAAGCUGAUUUACCCUUGUAGGAAGAAGUGAAGUGAUGUGAAAAUUAACUUUUUGGUUCCUUUCACUUUUUUCAGGCGUACAGUGUAUCUGCGGAGUGAACUUCAAAUCCAGAUAUAUUUCUUUAAAACGCCAAUUGAAAGUCAGGUUCUGAAAUAUUAAAUAAGUGAUUUGACUUAAUAGAAAUCUUGAUUUGCCUUCGUCGUUUAAACUUUGUUUUUAAGUAGAACUACACUCAAGCAAAUAUAAACAUUAGCCUUGUGAUUUUUUUAUUUUUAUAUUGCAUUAGCUCAUAUUUUGUAAAUUACAUUUCAGGGAAUUUUUUGGAGAAUGUACUUUUUAGUGGGUAGUAUGGCCUUAUUAUGUAAAUACAUCCGUGUAUAUACUUUGCUGCAAUUGCUAUUUCUAUUUGUUAAUAAUGAAAGUGACAUUAUCACUGAAAAUGUCUCUUAGGACUUCAUCGGCGGUCUUUGUGUGCAAGUGUAAUUGACAUCCAGCCGAUGUAAGACUUCUGUUGAGUCGUUGGUUAUUGACAAGCGAGUUUUGCAUUGCCGUGAUGUUUCCCCGUCUUCAUGGAGGACUGAACCGUAUUUAGGCAAUGAGUCGUAUGCAAGAUUUUCAGUCUAGAAUUAAAAAUUAUUAUUGAUAUAAAAGUAUAACUGUAUUGUAAAAAAAAUAUGUAUGAGCAAUACGUUUGUAGGAUGAUCGAGUUUUGAAACAGCAGGAUAGAAGAGAAAUCUUUCUCACGGGGUGGACGUAAGCGUUGUUGACUUAGUCGGAUGUGCGUUCCGUUCAUUUUUAUAGUUAUAUUUUGUCGUAAUUUUUCCGUUGUAUCAUAUGUAAAUACUUAUGAAUGAUCGUAAUCCUUUUGCACUACGUACCUGUUUAAAAAUAUUUAUUUUGUUGGAAUGCUUGAUGCUCUUAAUAUACAAUUCCGUCGACACAUUUCAAAUGCACUUGUCUUUAAGACAGUCCAAUUUUUGACAUUCAUUCGAGAAUGAUUAAAAUGUUACCAGAAAACGAAAGAAACCAAAUACGGUUAUGCUGCAUCUUCACUGGUUCUAUUUGCCGGCAGCCAUUUAUCUUCAGUUUGUUGGGUGACGUUUAAGCCCGACCUUUGGCUGGCUUUUCGAAAUUGACGUGCCAUUUAAAUUCCAUGUCAUUCUCUUGGUUGGGAUGUCGUCGCUCCAACUGGAAGGCCUUCCUUCACAAGACCCGAAAUAGAAGGUAACAUUUUAUCCAUUCGCCUUCAAAGAGGGAAAGCUCAAAGUCAGUCUGUUGCUCGAGAGAUUGCAUACUGACGGCACGGGAAAUGGAAGAGGCCUCAAAGGAGCUACAGGCAUAAUGAGAAGUGGUGUCCGACUUAUGUAAUGCUCGAGAUUGUUGCGAUUCCUUCCAUUUCUUCUGCUACAAUAGCAAAUGGGAAUGGGCAAACGCCCUGAAGUAUUGAAAUUAUGAUGUCAUUCAAUACCAUCCAUCAUUAAAAGCUUUCUAAACCGAGAAAAUGAAAUAGUCAUGGAGGAACUUGACCCUCUCUUGUUUGCAGCUGUGCCGAAUACAUCCAUAGGUUCCAACGUCUGAGCUUUUAAUUGGAAUUUUAUAUUAGCGUUCAUUCAUUUCUAGUCGUUCUUAAAUCUCGCCUUUCGUAUAAAAUGCUGUAGCUUAAAACUGAGGUGCGUUUUAUUCCUUCUCUUAGACUGGAGUCUUCUUUGUUCAUGUUUGUACAAAAGGGUAUUUUUAGAGACAAUUUAAUGUUGCUCAAAAUAUGUCAAUUGAGAUUAAGAUAUGCUUGACUUAACAGUCAUUAGCGGUAAACCUCAGCUUGUAAAAUUAACAUAUUACUAUCUGUGAUAUGUAUUGCAUUUUGCUAGUCACUCAUUAUUACGACAACUGUUAUAUGCGACUUACCAGAUAGAAAUAACAGUAUAUUAUAUGAACUUAUGUCCUCCCAUACAAUGCAGUGAAAUGCAUGGAAUUUGUUCAAAUGAAAAUACCAGAAGCAACACACUGCAUUCCAAUUCAGCGUACGACCUGUAUUGUAUCCUUGAGCUAAGGUGAACAAGAAUAUAUUAAACGCGCUCACAGAUGCAAAUGCAACAAUUUCACAAAUGUGUAAGAAACUCUUCACGAUAUGUUUACAUCAUAAAACGGUUAUCUUAUGAGUGCAGGUGUAAAUAAUUGGGUGCAACAAAAAUAAAUUACUAUAUUUUAAUUUGCAAUAGUCACCGGACAUCUUCCGUAAACCAGAAAGUUUCGCUUCCAAGUCCCAAUAAAAAGUCAAUAAAAGCAGAUCAUGAUUAAUGUGGUGGUCGAAAUUUUACGUUUUUUCGUGAAUGAGUUUCUGACGCAGAAAACACUUAAGGUUAAUUUAGUUGUCUUCAAAUGCUGGAAAAUAUGAAAGGUUAAUUUAGUUGUCUUCAAAUGCUGGAAAACAUGAAAGCUCUAAAUAAAAGUAAAAUUGAAAAUAGGCGUUGCAAAAUAAAAAGAUAAUUUUGACGUGAAAGUGAUCAUCUGUUACAAAUGGAGUAUAAUAAUGUGUGUUGACAAAUAAGGUAAAAGAAAUAAUUUGGCAAUGAAACUAGAUCCGGAGAUGGUCAAGUUAGAAAGACUAAUGGCAGAAGCAAAAUUAGAAAUCGAUGUACUUGCUUGUUCAGGAAUACCCAAUCGCUGUUUCACUGUGUUGUGUACCAGUCUUUUGUAUCGGUCAUUUGAAAUA
Macrobrachium nipponense is the source of this 10371-nucleotide messenger RNA. Its product is annotated as neural-cadherin-like. Gene Ontology annotation, biological process: multicellular organism development; adherens junction organization; calcium-dependent cell-cell adhesion. Gene Ontology annotation, cellular component: catenin complex; plasma membrane; adherens junction. Gene Ontology annotation, molecular function: calcium ion binding; cadherin binding. The coding region runs from base 658 to 6453 and encodes 1931 amino acids. The transcript is spliced from 33 exons. The record is from RefSeq and is a predicted model, not a curated record. NCBI's taxonomy places the organism in Eukaryota, Metazoa, Arthropoda, Malacostraca, Decapoda, Palaemonidae.